AUGAAAUCACUGUGUUUGCUCGCCUUCGUUGCCGUCGUCACGGCCGAAGUCUACUUCAAGGAGGAAUUCAACGACGCCUCGUGGGAGAAGCGAUGGGUUCAGUCGAAGCACAAGGACGACUUCGGAGCGUUCAAGCUCUCCGCCGGAAAGUACUUUGACGUCGAGUCUCGCGAUCAGGGAAUCCAGACAAGCCAGGACGCCAAGUUCUACUCGCGUGCCGCCAAAUUCACCAAGGACUUCUCCAACAAGGGCAAGACGGUCGUCAUCCAGUACACCGUCAAGCACGAGCAGGGAAUCGAUUGCGGAGGUGGUUACGUCAAGGUUUGUGGCAAUUUCUCAAUGGAUCCAAUUCAAAUUUUGCCCUUCAGGUCAUGCGCUCUGACGCCGAUCUCGGAGACUUCCAUGGAGAGACCCCAUACAACGUGAUGUUCGGCCCAGACAUCUGCGGACCAACUCGCCGCGUGCACGUCAUCCUCAGCUACAAGGGCAAGAACCAUCUGAUCAAGAAGGAGAUCACCUGCAAGUCUGACGAGCUCACCCACCUCUACACCCUCAUCCUCAACCCGGACAACACCUACGAGGUCAAGAUUGACGGAGAGAGCGCCCAGAGCGGAUCGAUCGAGGAGGACUGGGAUCUUCUGCCGGCCAAGAAGAUCAAGGAUCCGGACGCGAAGAAACCAGAGGACUGGGACGAGCGCGAGUACGUCGAUGACGCCGAGGAUGUGAAGCCAGAGGACUGGGAGAAGCCAGAGCACAUUCCGGAUCCGGACGCGAAAAAGCCAGAGGAUUGGGAUGACGAGAUGGACGGAGAGUGGGAGCCACCAAUGAUUGACAACCCAGAGUACAAGGGAGAGUGGAAGCCGAAGCAGGUGAAGAACCCGGCCUACAAGGGCAAGUGGAUCCACCCUGAGAUUGAGAACCCCGAGUACACUCCGGAUGACGAGCUCUACUUGUACGAGAACUGGGGAGCCAUCGGAUUCGACCUCUGGCAGGUAAGAGAGCUCUCGCACACGUGGAAUUGUUAGAUUCUAUUUAAUUCAUUUACAGGUCAAGUCUGGAACCAUCUUCGACAACAUCCUCAUCACCGACUCCGUUGAGGAGGCCGAGGCCCACGCCGCCGAGACCUUCGACAAGCUGAAGACUGUUGAGAAGGAGAAGAAGGAGAAGGCCGACGAGGAGGCCCGCAAGGCCGAAGAGGAGGCUCGCAAGAAGGCCGACGAGGAGAAGGAGGCCAAGAAGGACGAUGACGAGGAAGAGGAGAAGGACGAGGAGGAGGGACACGACGAGCUGUAA
This is a messenger RNA of Caenorhabditis sp. 36 PRJEB53466, 1293 nucleotides long. The record is from the annotation of a GenBank genome assembly. NCBI's taxonomy places the organism in Eukaryota, Metazoa, Nematoda, Chromadorea, Rhabditida, Rhabditidae.